AUUAGCAAGGGUUGUUACCUUACUAACGUGUUGUUGUUGUUAUAGUGAUUAGGUGUGUUUUUGCUGUUGCUGUAAUAAAAGUCCACUGACUCUUUGGUCGUGUCUCGUCUCGUCUCCCCAUUGGCAUCGAUCUGCACUUUGAGAUUUACUCUUCAAUAUGGCGAGGAGUAGAUCAUCAUCGUCUUCCACUAUAUGGAGAUACAUCAAUCCCGCUUACUAUUUGAAACGACCUAAGCGCCUCGCUUUGCUCUUCUUCGUUUUUGUUUUUGUAACCUUCUUCUUUUGGGAUCGACAGACUUUAGUCCGUGAUCAUCAGGAAGAAAUUUCUAAGUUGAAGGAAAAAGUGACACACUUGCAAAAUCUGCUGGAAGAAUUGAAGAAUGGUGGAGGCGUUUCAGGUGAAAAAAUGAAAUAUAGUGGCGAAGGUGGUCAUGCGGUGAAGAAUAUGGAUUCACCAGAUAAUAUCCUUGAUGCUCAGCGAAGAGAGAAAGUGAAAGAUGCUAUGAUUCAUGCUUGGAGUUCUUAUGAAAAAUAUGCGUGGGGCCAUGAUGAACUACAGCCGCAAACAAAGAAUGGCGUUGACAGUUUUGGUGGUCUUGGAGCGACCUUGAUAGAUUCUCUUGACACACUAUAUAUCAUGGGCCUGGAUGAGCAGUUUCAGAGAGCUAGAGAAUGGGUUGCAAACUCCUUGGAUUUCAACAAGAACUACGAUGCAAGUGUUUUUGAGACAACCAUAAGGGUUGUAGGUGGGCUUCUUAGCACGUAUGAUCUAUCUGGUGAUAAGCUUUUCCUUGAUAAGGCUCAAGACAUUGCAGACAGAUUGUUGCCUGCAUGGAAUACAGAAUCUGGCAUCCCUUACAACAUUAUCAACUUGGCACAUGGGAAUCCACAUAAUCCUGGUUGGACAGGGGGUGAUAGUAUCCUGGCAGAUUCUGGUACCGAGCAGCUUGAGUUCAUUGCUCUUUCGCAGAGGACAGGAAACCCAAAAUAUCAACAAAAGGUGGAGAAUGUUAUCUUAGAACUUAACAAAACUUUUCCAGAUGAUGGUUUGCUUCCAAUAUACAUCAAUCCACAUAAAGGCACAACAUCAUACUCGACUAUAACAUUUGGGGCAAUGGGUGACAGCUUUUAUGAAUAUUUACUCAAGGCCUGGAUACAAGGAAACAGAACUGCUGCUGUGAGUCAUUAUAGGAAAAUGUGGGAGACAUCAAUGAAAGGUCUUCUAAGCUUGGUCCGGAGGACGACCCCUUCGUCUUUUGCAUAUCUUUGUGAGAAGAUGGGAAGUUCUUUAAAUGACAAGAUGGAUGAACUUGCAUGCUUUGCUCCUGGGAUGUUGGCUUUAGGAUCAUCUGGUUAUAGCCCUGAUGAGGCUCAGAAGUUCUUAUCACUGUCUGAGGAGCUUGCUUGGACUUGCUAUAACUUUUACCAGUCAACACCUACAAAAUUGGCAGGAGAGAACUAUUUUUUUAAUGACGGCCAAGAUAUGAGUGUGGGCACAUCAUGGAACAUAUUAAGGCCCGAGACAGUUGAGUCACUGUUUUACCUCUGGCGGUUAACCGGAAACAAGACAUACCAAGAGUGGGGUUGGAACAUAUUUCAAGCAUUUGAAAAGAACUCAAGGGUAGAGUCUGGAUAUGUUGGACUAAAAGAUGUCAACACCGGUGUCAAAGACAAUAUGAUGCAAAGCUUUUUUCUUGCAGAAACUCUGAAGUAUCUGUAUCUUCUUUUCUCUCCCUCAUCAGUCAUCCCCCUAGAUGAGUGGGUUUUCAACACGGAAGCCCACCCCAUAAAAAUUGUUACCCGGAAUGAUCGGGCAGUGAGUUCCGCAAGGUCAGGUGGAAGCCAAGAAUCAGAUAGGCAGUUACGAACCAGGAAAGAAGGUCGAUUUCGUAAUCACCACUAAUCGAGCUGUUGAUUAGUUAUAAUGGGAUUCAAUCACCAAGAAAGUACUAGCUUCAUUAAGCUUGCAGCCUAAUGAAAGCUUGCAUUUGAGGUGAAGGAAGGAUCUACACGCUGUUAACUCCGGAUUGGCUGGAUAUAUUGGAUGUAUUGCUAUACAUUGUAGUUUAUUAAAUGCUCUACAUGGCGCAAUAGUUGUAUGUAGCAUAGCAAUUUAGGUUAGCCUCUUAAACUGGCUUGUACUGUAGGGGUAACAUUUUUCUUUUGCCGGCACAUCGACAUUUUUGGUUUUGAUGAGCAACUUGCUACUCUCACAAAAUCUUUUUCCCUAGAGAGCGAACAGAGUUCUCGUUUGCCAAGUUAUAUGUAUCUGAAAUUGUGAAUUUAAUAUCUCUGUGACACUAUGUAUCCGAUGUAUCUAAUAGUAUGUUUUUCGUA
Molecule: messenger RNA, 2337 nt
Organism: Lycium barbarum (goji berry)
Lineage: Eukaryota; Viridiplantae; Streptophyta; Magnoliopsida; Solanales; Solanaceae
Product: mannosyl-oligosaccharide 1,2-alpha-mannosidase MNS1-like
Exons: 14
Coding region: 158-1903 (581 amino acids)
Biological process (GO): carbohydrate metabolic process; N-glycan processing
Cellular component (GO): endoplasmic reticulum; Golgi membrane
Molecular function (GO): mannosyl-oligosaccharide 1,2-alpha-mannosidase activity; calcium ion binding
Source: RefSeq, a predicted model, not a curated record